ACGGGGCCACUACAGAAACCAACACCAGUCAGAGGAGUCAGAUCCAAAUGUAAUGAUGGAGGAUGAGCCCAGUAAUUCUACACAGAUUGUAGAUAUGGAUCAUGUCUACUAUACAUCUAAAAUCUAUGCUCCUGGAGAUGCAGCUGGUAAAGAGUUGUGGGUCAACAUCAGUAAGAUGGAGGCGGAUCAGCAGAAGGUCCAUGGCUUCCUGUCCAGCACUCACCGACAAGCUGAGAGAGUGAAUCUUUCCUUUGACUUUCCUUUUUAUGGUCAUUUACUCAAAGAAAUCACAGUUGCAACUGGAGGUUUUAUUUACACUGGAAACAUAAUCCAUCGGAUGCUCACAGCCACUCAGUACGUCGCUCCUCUGAUGGCGAAUUUUGAUCCAAGCCUGUCGAAAAACUCAUCUGUGUUUUACUUCGAUAACGGCACAGCAGUGGUGGUUCAGUGGAACCGCCUCCACCUCCAGGACAACAUCAGCGCGGGAGCUUUCACCUUCCAGGCCGCUCUGCACAGUGACGGGCGGAUUGUCUUUGCCUACAAACAGAUUCCUAUUAGCAUCAGCGACAUCAGCUCUGAGAAUCAUCCUGUCAAAGUGGGCUUGUCCGAUGCGUUUAUGGUGCUUCAUGAGCUAGAGCAGAUUCCCAAUGUUCGUCGGAGAACCAUCUAUGAGUAUCACAAAGUCGACAUUCCACUGUCCAAAAUCUCCCGUUUAACAGCUGUGGAGAUGCUUCCUCUCCCUACGUGUCUGCAGUUCUCCAGCUGUGGCCCAUGUGUCACUUCUCAGAUUGGCUUUAACUGCAGCUGGUGCAGUAAGCUACAAAGAUGUUCCAGUGGUUUUGAUCGUAAACGGCAGGACUGGGUUGACCUUGGCUGUCCAGAGGAGAGGCAGAAUCUGCGAUGUCCCCGGAUGACGGAAGUCACAAACGCCACAUCACAUCACCUGAGACACCGAACCACUCCAGUUACUGUGUCUGCAGGGCAGCAGAGGACCUCUGGCAUCACCUCCACCCCUGAGACUCCCACUGUCACCAUCCCCUCAACACACAGCAGCAUCAGCAGAGAAACAAAAUCACAUCCACAGCAUCCCACCAACAAAUCUGCAGAUGAUGGUGCAGAGACUGCUUUUCACAUCAGUGACACACCAGGAGAGGAGGCGAGCACCCACACCUACGAGGGAUCGCCGAUGCGUCUGCUGGUGGGAGUCCUCGUAGUGAUGGUCCUGCUGGCAGCAGCCAUCCUUACAUACAUCUACGUGUAUAACCACCCCACGUCCAGCGCCAGCCUCUUCUUCAUGGAGCGACGCCCAACCCAUUGGCCAAUCCUAAAGUUCAGGCGAGGCUCGGGUCGUCCUUCCUACGCUGAGGUGGAAGCUCCCGGUCAGGACCGAGACAGCAUCGUGGUCAUCGAUCCCAAAAAGUGUUUUGUGAUUUCCGACAGACGAGAGAGCGAACAGAAAGAAGGAUUCGUCAUUCCUGAUCAGAGGGAGCGCUUCCUAAGUUCAGAGAGCUCCUGACCAAAACUACAAAUCCCACCAUCCUUUGGGAGAGAUCUGGUUCUCGAUGGACGCCUUCUUCCUUUUUCAGAUGUUACAAUUUAUUUGUAUUUAGCUGUUGCACUUCACUUUAAGGACAACAGCUGAGUACUCAGAAACACAAAAACACCAAACCUCUAUGAGGAAAGUGUUACGAUUAUGUUUAUGCACCAGUUUUACCUCCUGUUUGUAUCGGUUAGGCCAGCCACAGCACUUUUAUGAAGCAUAAAGGACAAAAUAAUGAGUUUACUCUGCUCAGGUCAUCCGCUCAUCUUUACCGCAGCUCCACAGAGAGCGCGAGGUGAUGCUGCUGAAUGGUUUAAACCGCCUCUCAAAGACGGCCUUUAUUUUCCACAGCUGUCCUUCCCACACCUUCACAAA
Molecule: messenger RNA, 1915 nt
Organism: Oreochromis aureus
Lineage: Eukaryota; Metazoa; Chordata; Actinopteri; Cichliformes; Cichlidae
Product: plexin domain-containing protein 2-like
Exons: 13
Coding region: 53-1516 (487 amino acids)
Source: RefSeq, a predicted model, not a curated record